Messenger RNA from Trichoderma citrinoviride, 1110 nucleotides. RefSeq lists its product as hypothetical. The transcript has a single exon. The record is from RefSeq and is a predicted model, not a curated record. The coding region runs from base 1 to 1110 and encodes 369 amino acids. Lineage: Eukaryota; Fungi; Ascomycota; Sordariomycetes; Hypocreales; Hypocreaceae.
AUGGGGUCGCUUCCCACAGAGUUUUCCCCCUUCCCUCGUCUGCCAGCUGAGUUGAGGCUCAAGGUAUGGAAAUCGGUACCGAGGCCUUCUCGCGUGAUCGGAAUUCUGCCUCCAGCCUCUGAUUGGUAUCGCCAUCAUUUUCGCUAUAUCGGUUCUCGAGCAAGCAGAAGGGCCGAAGAACAAAGCACUCAGCAACGGUAUCACUACCGAUAUAUCGUGCAGCCCAAGGAACACGCGAUAUUCCCGCUGCUUCACGCAAAUCACGAAGCCCGAGCUGUUUGGCUGCCUCAUUUUUUCCAGCCCUCUCACUUUUGUAACGUGUCUGGUGUCGAUAUACGCUUCGAUACACCGUUUAUUAGCUACGACACCGACACCUUCACCGUCUUCGACGGAUGGCCUUCAAAGGGCAUCCCGGAAGAUGUUUUUCUGAAUCCGCUCCUGGCAGAUACGAACGAUGAGCCCGUAGACGGCUUCAUUGCUCUUGAUCGCAACCGAAUAACGAACGUGGCCCUCUGUGAAAUCCCGGGAGACAUGCAGGCGUUCGCAAGCGCACUUGCCAUCCGAACUCUACCAAACAUACAGACGUUGACAAUCUUAGCUUUGGGGCCCGAUGCGAAAUGGGAGCCUGAAUCUUUGGCUGCUGCUGGGAGCGGCGUUGACAUCACUUACAGCUUGUCAGUACUCGAGAUGCUGGCAGUGGAUGUGCAGCGCAUGAACGCGGACAUCUACGAUUUACCCCUGGAGCUGGUUCAAAAAAGCCCAUUUUUCAACGACGCAAGGCUACGGCAUGCAGUAGCUCUAUCGCCCAACAUACGGCCGCUCGGUCGCUACAAGACAUUCGUGCUAUCAUUGCUUUGGCAUGAGCUCAGGGAAGAGCAUGCAGCAGAGGCAGUCACGGCAUCUUGGUGGGAUUAUGUGGAAUAUCUGUUUGGCAGCGGUGCCGGCUCGAAUGACGCAAAAUGCCCUCUGAUGCUGCGUGGCUGUGGCGCCGACGGCCAUACCAGGCGAGAGAUGAUGGGAUGGAGGCCCAGGUUCGAGGUGAACUACAAGCUUCUAGCUGCAGCUGAUUGGCGAGUUGAGCUGGAACGUAUCGGAAUUGUCAAGUCAUGA